This is a messenger RNA of Clarias gariepinus (North African catfish), 6690 nucleotides long. RefSeq names its product transmembrane O-mannosyltransferase targeting cadherins 2b (gene tmtc2b). Bases 375 to 2894 code for a protein of 839 amino acids. Gene Ontology annotation, biological process: protein O-linked glycosylation via mannose. Gene Ontology annotation, cellular component: endoplasmic reticulum membrane. The transcript has 12 exons. The record is from RefSeq and is a predicted model, not a curated record. Gene Ontology annotation, molecular function: mannosyltransferase activity; protein binding. Lineage: Eukaryota; Metazoa; Chordata; Actinopteri; Siluriformes; Clariidae.
CACAAACACCACUCCGGCUGGAGGAGGAGGAGCAGCAGCAGCAGCGCGCGAGACGCGAGACGCGAGAGCAGUCCGGCUUGUUGUAGACGCUGCGCGCACUCGCGAUCGACGCCGUGCUGUUCAUCAUCCGCACCAUGGGCUAAGAGCAGCACGCCGGGAUUACGCGCUUCAGCCAUGGGGACGCGGAGUGAUCUUCUGCUCUGAUUUUUUCCUCUUUUCGUUUUUUUUGUCCCCCUGAAAACGGAAGGCGCAGAAAUUGAACUGAAAGAGAGAAACGAGAAAGAGAGAGAAAGAGGGGGAUCCUUUAAUUAAUUAACCCUGUGCGUCUGGGUUUGCUCUGCUUGCUGUGUCUUUUUGUCUUGUUUUGGGGAGAGAUGAUUGCAGAUUUGGUGUGUAGCGCUGUCGCUCUGGUCCUGUACGUCAACACGCUGGGUGCUGAUUUCUGCUACGAUGACAGCCGUGCGAUCAAAACCAACCAGGACCUGCUUCCGGAGACGCCCUGGACGAACGUGUUCUACAACGAUUUUUGGGGUACCUUGCUGACACACAGCGGCAGCCACAAGUCCUACCGGCCACUCUGUACACUCUCCUUCCGCAUCAACUAUGCGCUGAGUGGCCUCGAGCCAUGGAGCUACCACUUGGCCAACGUGGCACUGCAUUGCAUUGUAACGGCGCUGUUCACACGCCUGGCACGCCUGCUUCUGGGUACGGGCUGCUGGCCGCUGCUGGCAGGCCUGCUCUUCGCCUCGCAUCCCAUUCACACCGAGGCUGUCGCGGGCAUCGUGGGCCGUGCCGACGUGGGCGCUGGGCUCUUUUUCCUCCUCGCUCUGCUUUGCUACGUGGGGCAUUGUGACCAGCGGGCAGAGGGUGCACAGUGUCAGAGUUGGGCCUGGUUCGUGGGCAGCCUGGUUUGCUCAACCUGCAGCGUGCUAUGGAAGGAGCAGGGCAUCACCGUGCUGGCCGUGGCAGCCGUCUACGACGUGUUCGUCUUCCACCGGAUGAAGCUGCAGCAGCUCCCCGGAAUCUUCUACAAGAAAAAUCACAUGCGCCUCCUGCCGAGUGUGUUUCUUCUUGGCUCCUGGGGCAUCUUCCUGCUGGGGUUCCGUCUAUACUGGAUGGGCAACAAACCUCCGAAUUUCUCCAACUCUGACAACCCUGCAGCAGACAGCUCAUGUCUUCUGACCAGGAUACUCACAUUCUUUUACCUACCUGCCAUAAAUGUGUGGCUCCUCCUUUGCCCAGACAGGUUGAGCUUUGAUUGGUCCAUGGACGCGCUACCCCUUCUGAGGAGCAUCACAGAUUGGAGAAACCUCCAUACCAUUGUAUUUUAUGCCACACUGCUGGCUUUGGCUUGGUUUGGCCUCUUUAAUCGAAAAAGCAAGGAGAAAGAGACAAACGGGAAGGCCCAUGUAGCAAAUGGAAAGUCCAGCACAAAUGGACACAGUUAUCAUUCAGAGUAUGAGAACUCUAUUCCAGACUCAGACUCUGUUCAGACAAAUGGGGCCAAUGGGACAAAAAAGCACUAUAUAGCUAGGACUUCUUUGCCCACCACUGAAAACGUAGUGGUCUUCUCAUUAGGGCUUUUGGCCAUCCCUUUCCUCCCUGCCACCAACCUUUUCUUUUAUGUUGGUUUCGUGGUGGCAGAGCGAGUCCUCUAUAUCCCAAGCAUGGGCUUUUGUCUGCUGGUGGCAGUGGGCAUGAGGGCACUCUGGAUCAGACUAAGGACAAACUCAUCCAAGACUCUGGUGCUUGCCUGCAGUGCUUCUCUAGUGCUGCUAUUUGGAGUUAAGACAUUUCUGAGGAACCAGGACUGGCAUAAUGAGGAGAUGCUGUACAAGUCAGGAAUAGCUGUGAACCCUGCAAAAGCUUGGGGGAACCUGGGAAAUGUUUUAAAGAACCAGGGGAAGGUGGCAGAGGCUGAGCAAGCCUACAGACAUUCUCUCUACUACCGAAGGAACAUGGCUGACAUGCUAUACAACUUGGGUCUGCUGCUACAGGAGAACAACAAGUUGUCAGAGGCUCUGCACUACUAUAAGCUGGCCAUCGGGAGCAGGCCAACUCUCGCUUCUGCCUACUUGAACACAGGUAUUAUCCUGAUGGACCUGGGCCGCUUUGACGAGGCCAAGCGAACUUUUCUUACCUGUGCCGACAUCCCCGAUGAAAACCUAAAGGAUCCUCAUGCACAUAAGAGCUCCGUCACCAGCUGCCUCUAUAACCUAGGCAAGCUGUUACACGAACAAGGACACCAGGAGGAAGCCCUGUCUGUGUACAAAGAAGCAAUUCAGAAAAUGCCCAAGCAGUUUGCACCUCAGAGCCUCUACAACAUGAUGGGCGAGGCCUACAUGAGGAUGAACAAGUUAGCCGACGCUGAGUAUUGGUACAGAGAGUCUCUCCGGGUCAAACCAGACCAUAUACCAGCGCACCUAACCUAUGGCAAGCUUUUGGCCAUGACGGGUCAGAAAGCUGAAGCAGAGAAGUACUUUAUGAAGGCCAUUCAACUUGAUCCUACUAAAGGAAAUUGCUACAUGCAUUAUGGUCAGUUUUUGCUGGAGGAUUCCCGUCUUUUGGAAGCUGCAGAGAUGGCGCAGAAGGCUGCUCAGCUUGACAGCGAGGAGUUUGAUGUGGUUUUCAGUGCGGCGCAUAUGCUCAGACAAGCCAGCCUCAAUGAUGCAGCGGAGGAGUUCUACAAGCAAGCAGCUAGACUGAGACCUGAUUACCCUGCAGCCUUGAUGAACCUUGGUGCUAUCCUUCAUCUUAAUGGCAAACUUCAAGAGGCUGAAGCUAAUUACCUGCGAGCCCUACAGCUCAAACCUGACGACACCAUUACCCAGUCCAACCUGCGCAAGCUGUGGAACAUCAUGGAAAAACAAGGCCUCAGGACAAUGGCCCCUUGACUUAAACAAACAAACAAAAAAGUGGAGCUCAGAGUGAAAGAUACCUUCUCAUGCGAAGUCAUACAUGUUGAGCAGUUCAGCAAGAAUGUUCGCCUUGUCGGUUUGCGAUCAAAGAUCGGUACAUUGGAGAACUUGCUUGAGAACUGCAACUUUAACACGUGCAAGAACUUUUCUGGAAAUUCUGCCCUGCACAGGACAAUUUCAACAGGAGCACUUAAGCUGAAGUGAGCUGUUGGUACAUACUUGAAGUUUCUUAAUACUUUGGCUAGAAUUGGUCUAAUGGUAUAUGAAAGGCCGUGUUUGGUCAUGAAGAAGUGCAAAAUUAGAAAAGAAUGAAUUUUGUGCUUUAAAACAUAAAGAGAACUUUAAUAUCAUUGGAUUCCUCAGUUUAUACUGUAUGAUUAGAUUUUCUGAUCUUAAAUGAAGCAGCCAUCACAUAUUUAACAAAGAAAUUCUGUCCAUCCGUAAUAGUGCACCUUAUUUUUUUACCACAUUUCUUUGCCAAUUUCGAAUGGUUAGCCAGUUCCCCUUAUAAAACAGAGGGUGCAAAGUCUAACCACAUGUUUCCUCUAAAAAAGUAUGAUCUUUUCACAUUGCUGCUCUUGCAUCAUUACAUGCCAGCUAAAAAUGUAUGAAGGAAAAUGUUAACCGUUCUCAUUUGUGUACAUAAGCUGACCGUGGCACACGAUUAUCAAGUAAACUACCGGAACCAGACAAAUAAUGGUCAGCAAUGGAUGUCGCGCUUUCGCAAAAAGGCGUCCUAAUUAUUCUCUCAUCACUUGAGAAUCUUUUUAAACUUUAGCUAUUCUGGAUCCUUGAUAAUAUAUAUUUUUUUGUUAUAUCCAAAACAUUUCCAAUCUUCCAAUGUCAUAUUUCACACAAUGUUUGGAAAUUCAUGUUAUAAAAUUCAGCUGCAAAAAAUAUUUGUCAUAUGAAAAGAGAUAAUGACUAAGCUCUGAAAGUGCUAACAAAAGAUAAAUAAUUGCCAUAAAGAGCGGAAGAAAUGUUGAUAUUCUGUACAUUAAUUUAUAAGCUCUUUCGUUGCAUUUUCGAGUGUCAUGGAUAGCGAUCCUCUUUACCAGAUGGAUUCAGUUGAAGCGUUUUGCCCAGAAAUUACCUGCAUCCUUGAAGUUAAUAAGCUACAUGUAACUUGAAGGUUUUUUUUUUUUUCCUUUAAAAAGCAAAACCUGUAUUUUAGCAUAGUUUCUCUGCUCUUUGUUCAUUUCUUUGCUAACUACGAAGGUUUUGUCUGUAUUGGACACAGAGCUGAAGGACUCUCAGAUCACUUGGCUCUGUGUUUUUGCCUAACAGGGUUUUAUCAGUUGUAAAGAUUGUACAGAAAUGUAUCGACAGAUGAUGUAGUAAUUUGCGUGUAACCGGGACAGGAUUUACACACAAAAUGCUACACUUUGGCCUUAUAGAAAUUUGUUUAAAUCAUAUUUUUUACUAUUCCAACCCAAAGCUUUACCUACUAUAUACAUUUGUGCUAAAGCCUACAGUCUGCCUUUUGCUGCCAUAUGAAUAACACAAUCUGAAAAUCACAUUCCUUACUAAUUUAAAAGCAUCUGUUUGGAUUGUUUUAUUAUUUAUUUAUUUGGGACAAUUUCUAGUCUGUCUUUUUUUUUUUUUUUUUUUUUUUAUUAACCCAGUUAGAAAAAAUUAACAAACAUUGGGCCUCAUUUAUCACUUUCUUUGGUGAAGGCCAAACUGAGCAAAUUUUUAAAUAUUUCAGAAAUGCUUUCUUUGUAAUCACACGUGCGUUUGCUGUUAUAUACUAAUCAAUGGCAUUUAUGUCAUCGCCUUAGCUGAGUUAUAUAGGUAAUGAAUGGUAAGGGGGACGUCACAGACGCACCCAUGAUUGACUAGUGUUGCCAUGAUUGGUCUAAGAGCGAGGGUAUGCCAUCUCUUCUCCAUUGGCGAAAGCACGGCCAGUCUUGAGAUCACCACACGCACUAAUUCUUCCACCUUUCAGAGGAUGCCAAUACUUGUUCCCUAAUGAAAUCGCUAGAAUAAUUCAGAUUUUAUUUAUUUGCAUUGGAUUGCUUUUGAAAUUAACCGUUAUGUAGAAUUGCAGUCUUUUUAGACAUAAAUCCACAAAGAGCUCUUCUAGGACACGGGCACAUUAUUUUCUGAUCUAAGUGAGCGUUCAUGAAUAGCCAAUUUCUUAUCUAAGCGUACAUUUACAAAUUUACAAUUUAUGAAUAUAUUUAUUAGUUUCCAGGAUGAUGAAUGAGGCCCAAUGCACUACUAGAAAUAUGUAUGUAAAUGUUUUCGUUUAAAGAUGAUUAGGUAUGAGACUCGGAGCAUCACCUGCAGUCCAUGCAUUACCAUUCUGGCGCCAGGCUUCAUGUUCCUCCAGCAGAAUGAUUAUACAAAUGUUUAAAGACGAACCUUUUUUUCCUUUGCUCUGUCAGAACAAAGCCUGUGUUGCCUCUCUGAGCCAAAACUUCAGCUAACAGCUCUGCCAGUUGGAAAAUAAUUUAUUGCAGCGGUAGUGCUAAGCAGGAAGCGCUUCAGCUACUACAUGAGCAUGCUCUUCUGAUUGCCUUCAUUUAGUUUCACAGCAAAACUGUAGCCGAACUUUGGAGUUUGUGUCAGAUGCAAAGCUUUGAGAGUCUCCUAACCAAAUAUAAACCACAUUGCACUCAUCUAACAAUGCACAGCCAUAGGUUUGUGAAGGACUGUUUAUAUACGUCAUCUUGGUGUAUUUUUUUGUGAUUUUAUGUCACUCAUACUGAAGUUUAGUGUAUAAAGUAAACCUAAUAUAUGCCAUUGUGUAAAAGAUGCUCGGGAUUUCACAAAGAACGUUGAGCCAGAAAUCACUAAAUCCUAACAUUCACUUGUUUUUUUUUUUUUUCUUUCUUUUUCUUUGUUUUUAAUUCAGGUGUUGUACAUACUGUGUGCGAAUAUAUUACUUGUAAUUAAAUUUCAUGUACUGUAGUCAACCCUGCCACUAGCUCAUGUUUCUCUUGUUUAUUUCAAAUCAGAAGAAUAUUCAGAUCUAAAAAGAAAAAAAAAACCGUUUGCUCAUUAUAUUUGAAAAGCAUAUCAUUGGAUGUUUAGCAGAUUUUAAUUCUUAAUUUAUUUCCAUUGUGAUGUCUUAAAAAAAUAAAAUAAACCAGCUGGCACUGUGUUGUAUAACCAUGUAACAAGUUCAUCCAUCUUUCUUUUUUUCUUUUUCUUUCUUUCUUUCAAAACCAUCUUUAAAAAAUAAUAAUGAUAAUAAUAAUAAUAAUAAUAAUUGAUUAUUAUUGGGUGAAACCUUCAAACCGGUUAACUGUCCUACUCUUAAAUAUUUUAAUAAGUAUAAUUUAUAAUCUGGCUGAUUACAAGAUCAGUAAAAUGAUGAAAAAUGCAAGCAUGGUGCCACUGUCAUUGUUUUUUUUUUUUGCUUCUCCCUGUAGCUGAGCUGACCACAGCCUGUUUUUCCUCCAUGGCUCACGAUGGAUUUAAAUGGCUGUGGCUGUGUUCAGACCAUGCCGUGUGUAACUAUACUCAGCUAAACCAUUAUAUAUGAAUGUAGUGCAUCUUUUCCCACUGUCUUUUUCCCCUCACUUUUCUUACUUGUACAAAAUGAAAACCAUUAGACAUGAGUCUUGCGUGUGUUUGUCUUUCCUCAGGGAUUUCAGUCAGUGGGGUUAUUGCAGAAAAGUGCUUAUUGAGCACUGACAGUUUACUAAAUUUCAGAAGUUUUAUUUUAUUUUUUUCAAACUGUGCUGUAUUUGUAUAAAUUAUCAAUUUGUAGCUUCUAUUUCUUCCCUUUUUUUGUAAUAUAAAAUAAAGUAUGUGCCAGAUA